UGCGUUAUUUGGUUAAUAGCCCCACCGGGUCAUUGGAUAUCCAUAGUUUUCGAUGCCUUCAGUCUCGAACCCGAGGACAACUGCGCAGCCGAUUAUCUGCAGAUCAGAGAGGGGGCCGAUUGCUGAUUCCAGGAUAUUAGGAACGUUUUGCGACUCAGAAAACGAACCCAAAAACUUGACAUCCACCAGAAAUGAAGUGCAAAUCAUUUUCCAUUCGGAUGACGCUUUUCAAUUUUCCGGAUUCAAGCUUAGAUAUUGGUUUAAAACCAACUAUACAGAAUCAAAGAGCAACCAGCCAAUUAAAGUAGAGCGAAAUGAAGCAAUUACGUUCGAUGUGGCUCCGCAGAACGCUACACUAGCAGUUGGAGCGUCUCAUAUGUUAAACUGCAGGACUAAUCGAGCCGAUGUUAAAAUUGGAUGGUUAAAAGGCGAUCAGUUGCUGUCUGGUACAACGCCCCUCUCUGGACUCAAGCUACUGACCAAUAAUUCUCUGUGGAUACAAAGCAUGGACCACCACCUGUCCGGCGUCUACACGUGUGUGGGGGUGUCGCAACGAGAGACGUCCAAAGCCCGCGCUUACGUCGUCAUCGAGAAUGACCUGAAUAGCAUGAACUUAGAUUGCGGCAUCGUGUUCCGCAAGAUCCCAAGACACGUGACCUACGUCGAGGGAGAGUUCGCACAGUUGGAAUGUCUGGCUUCUGGCGAGUACGUUCGCACCUCCUGGGAAAAGGACGGUCAGCCCCUGCGCUCGAAACCUAACGUGUUGCUUCUCAGAAAUGGAGUCUUGUAUGUGGACAGGAUAGCGAUGGAAGAUGCUGGGGUGUACACAUGUCGAGCCUACGACCAAGUCACGCAAUGCCAGAAGAGAGUGUCCGCACUAGUGCAGGUCACUAAGAGGGCUGAUAUCGACAAAAUAUGUGGAAAACCGAGAGUGGGCCAGCCUUCCACCGAUGUCCCGCAAGUUGAUCACGGGAAAAUUAUUGGUGGCUCGAACGCAAAGAAAGGGGCAUAUCCAUGGCAGGUGAUGCUCUGGGAGCCAAGUUUGAAAUCAUUCUGCGGGGGCACUUUACUCAACGAACGCUGGAUCAUCACUGCCGCCCACUGCUUCGUCAACUACAACAACCUCCGGUGGGACCGCAUCGUGAUCAAGCUCGGCAAGCACGACAGGGAGCUGAAGGAAGACCACGAGCUGGUGACAGGCAUAGCCGACCCCUCCUCCAUCGUGGUGCACCCCAACUACAAGAAGAGGACCUUCGACAACGACCUGGCGCUGAUACGUCUCAAGGACUACGUCACCUUCACCAACUACAUACUCCCAGUGUGCCUAGGCGACCGGGACACGGAGGAGAGUCUGAUGAAGAUAAGGAAUGUGGUGAUGGGGACUGUGACCGGGUGGGGGAAGUUGAAGGAGAGUGGACCUUCACCGAGGUAUCUUCAAGAAAUCAAGCUGCCUGUAGUAGACAGAAGUAUCUGCGUCGCCUCCACCAACUACACGGUGAGCCGUAACAUGUUUUGUGCUGGAUAUGCCCAAGAAAUCAUUGGCGACGCUUGUCACGGCGAUAGCGGUGGACCCUACGUGAUGUCUCACCAAGAUAGGUGGUAUCUCGUGGGCAUCGUCAGCUGGGGAGAGGGCUGUGGACACAUCGGAAAGUAUGGCUUCUACACGAAGGUUGCAGAAUACUUACCCUGGAUUAAAGGCAUAAUCAAGUCUUCAGCCAAAAUGGCGCCGUCACCUGUAAAGUCGUGCAUCUUCGUUAUUUCAGUACUUUUUGCGGCUGGAACGCUUUGCGUGGUCUUCUGGAAAACGACGGGUUAUGUUCGGAACGAAGAUGAAAAUUUCUCAUCGAACCUCCAUAAAAGACGAGUCAGAGAUGCUGGCGGUGGCUGCCACUGGAAUCUCACCGUGAGUGAAGAUGGGGACACCCUGACGAGUCCCGGAUACCCUGACGGCUACCCGUCUAAUGCGGAUUGCAGCUGGCUUCUGACGUCGGCCGACCCGGACGACGCUAUCUUCCUGAGGAUAGAGACGUUGCUGCUGGAGCCAGUGCCCGGAUGUCAACUGGACUACUUGCAGGUGCACCUGGGGCCCGACAUCCAAAGCCCUUCCCUGGGUCCCUUCUGCGGACACCUCAACGAUCGCCUGCUGCAGACGAACACAUCGCGGGUGCUGCUGUUGUUCCGGUCCGACCGCGCCUACGAGGAGAAAGGGUUCUCCAUCGACUACUUUACUCGACCUGUCGGAGUAUGCCGAAAAGAAAUGAACCAAACGUUUGGUACCAUAAGAAGUCCGGGAUUUCCCAACAAUUACCCGGACAGGACAGAUUGCUGGACCGUCAUCACCGUCAGUCCAGAGAAAAAAAUUAACCUUUUCUUCGAUUUUCUCGAUUUGGAGUUUGGAGAGAACUGCACUUUUGACUACGUCCAAGUCUUUGACGGACGGACACAGAAUUCAUCUCUCCUGGGACAGUCGUGCCGGGGACCCGUCAGCUUCAGGUCGUCCUCCAAUUCCGUCCUUCUCCACUUUCACUCAGACGAGUCCGUCAACAAGAAGGGAUACCGAGCCCGAUACUCAGCUGUAGACAGGGACAGCUUCCCCAUCGGAGAUUGUUUGAGGGAAAGCGAAAAUGGACACGGUACUGUAGCCAGUCCCAACUUCCCCGCCAAUUAUCCUAGCUCGAGCAACUGCAGCAUCUAUUUGGUGGCACCAGCCGGACAAAGGAUCGCCAUCAACAUCGAAUCUAUUCAGCUGGAAAUCGCGCCUAAUUGUAUCUAUGACUACCUGCGACUGACAGAGAUUGUUUCCUUUUCAGAUGAGCAACGAAUGGGGACUUUUUGUGGAAGACUACUAGAAACGAAGAAUUUAACUUCGAACUCCAACAAAGUACAAAUUGUAUUUCACUCCGACGAUUUUGGGGAAUUCUCUGGAUUCAAGCUCCGCUAUACAUUUCUUGAAAGAGUCACUGCAAUUGCGAAGAAAAUUGAAACGAUUCCUAAUGCAGCUGAAGGAUCAGUGUUCUCGUCCGUUCCGCAGAAUGCAACUUUGUCUUUAUAUUCCUCUCAUAUUAUUCAGUGUGGCACUGAGCAUCCAAAUGCGAAGAUCAGAUGGUUAAAAGAUGGAGAGUUCUUGGCAGGAGAGUCCCCACUGCCUGGUCUGCAACUCUUGUCGAACCACUCUCUCUGGAUCCGGAACAUGAACCACUUUCUGUCCGGAGUGUACACCUGCGCCGUAGUAACACCUGACGGCACGGAUCUGGAAAGAGCACAUAUCACCGUCCAAGAUGCGGCAGACACCUCGUCCUGUAACAUAGUUUUUCGGAAGAGGCCUGCAGACAGUUCCUUCUACGAAGGGAAAUUCGCCUACCUCGAAUGCAUGCCAUCCGGUGCCACAAUUUCAGUGAGCUGGGAAAAGGACGGGAAGCCACUGGAGAAGAACAAGCAUGUCGCCAUUUUGAACGGGAACAUCUUCAUCCAAAAGGGAAAUCUCGAGGACUCGGGGCUCUACUCGUGCGUCGCCCACGACGAAGUCUUGAGCUGCGACGCGAGAGCGUCGGCUCAACUCUCGAUCAUCCGAAAAGUAGAAAUAGAAGAAGUAUGUGGACUGCCCAAAGUCGGAAGACCUACAGAAGACGUUCCUCAAAUGAAUCGUGGGAAGAUAAUCGGAGGACACAACACGAAGAAAGGAGCCUACCCGUGGCAGGUGAUGUUAUGGGAGCCCGGCCUGAAGUCUUUCUGCGGAGGCACUUUGCUGAACGAGCGCUGGAUAGCGACGGCCGCUCACUGCUUCAUCAAUUACAAGAAUCUCCGGUGGGACAAGAUCGUCAUCAAACUCGGCAAGUGGGACAGGGAGCACGCAGAAGUCCAAGAAUUCCGGACCGGCAUAGCGGAUAGUGCUUCCAUUGUGGUCCACCCGGCCUACAGCAAGGUCACCUUCGACAACGACCUCGCUCUGGUUCGCUUGAACGACCACGUGCAGUUCACAGACUACAUCCUUCCCAUUUGCCUCGGUGACCGAGAUUUGGGGGAGUCGUUGUUGGCGGGGGACAAUGCAUCCAUCCGUAUGGGCACUGUGACUGGUUGGGGCAAGUUGAAGGAGCACGGACCCUCGCCUAUUUAUCUCCAAGAAAUUCGACUGCCCGUCAUCGAUCAAGACGUGUGCUAUGCAUCAACCAAUUAUACGGUGAGUCGCAACAUGUUCUGUGCAGGCUACUCUCAAGAAAUUCUAGGCGAUGCAUGCCAUGGCGACAGUGGGGGACCUUUUCUCAUGAGUCGAGACAACAGGUGGUAUCUGCUUGGAAUAGUGAGCUGGGGUGAAGGCUGCGGCCUAGCCAACAAGUAUGGUUUCUAUACCAAAGUCCCCAACUAUCUGCCCUGGAUAAAAGGCAUCAUGAACUCAUAACCUGUGUGUUCUAGAACCAAAAUAUUUUGAUCGUUAUUUGUUCUUUGUGAAAAGGGCUAUUUGUGUAAUAACCAAUAUCAAGGACUGUAAAUAUUAUUCAUUAAAUGAGAUAUACAUAAAUUUCAUUAAAUAACUUUUUCAUCCUUUUAUGGACCAUGAUUACUAUCUACAGGAAUCAAAUAGCCAAUGGUGAGCGAUAAUGAAUGCUACAAAAUAUUUGAGAGGCAUGAAAUAAAAAGGAAUAAAUAAAUGAUUUUAGGGAAAGGGGGAAUUAACUAUGAACCCUUCAUGUCACCCUAUUACAUAUCUGCAACAAAUACAAAAAGCCUGUGUCUUUUACCCAGAGAAUUUCGAAGCAUGAUUUUGGUGAUUGUUUAUUUUUCAACAUUUCAUUUAGCACAUAUUGCUCAACUUCUCUCUAAUAGAUGGAAAUACUGCGAUGAUUUCAAGAACUGAAGUUCUGUCAAUGGCUACAUGUGUUUAUUGCAGCCAUCGUUAUAUUUUGUAAACAGUAGAGAUAUCCUGAAACAGUUUUUUCAUAAAUGUAAGAGUAAGAUCAAAUUGUUUGCAUCAAAAUAAUUUUGUUGCAGAAAAUUUAGAAUAUCUACGAGUAAAAUUUGUAGUUUUAUGUUUUGUAGCAUUAAUGCAGCAACUGGAAGUUUCUUCCAUGAUAUGAAGCUCUGAAAAUAUUCAUCUGAGGAGCAGCAGAUGGCUAGUUCAUUUGUUGUACCAUCCCUUAGAUGCGUGAGUGCUUGGGUAUUAUACAAACAUGUACAUGUAUAAACAGAAAAAAAAUCUAAAAAGUAGUUGACGACUGAUGAUUUGGCCUUGAAAUUGCAGAAACGCUUCACAAAAUGAACACCAUGUGCAAGGGUAAUAGAAAGGAAAGAGUCAAGUUGAGGAAGAAAAGAAAGAAAAAAAAGAUAAAGGACCUAUGCAGCAUUUGCCACCGAAACCAGUAUUCCAAUAUAGUAUUAGGCCUAACUGAAAGGACAAAAGACUCCAAAGUAGAACUCCCAACCAGAUGAGCGACCGCAACAAUGGUGUGGAGGGCGGUAACUUACUACAAAAUACAUUAGCUUUGCCAUCAAUCUUUGAGUUGAACCGCACCAUUGUUGCGGUCGCUCAUCUGGUUUCCUAAUUCUGCAUUAGCUACCAGUUUGUUUGGCUCUCUUGGCCCCCUUAAAGAGAUUUUUCCCCUCCAGCUCAUGUGAUUCCUAUUCCGGGCUGAUGAGUGCUAAAAAGCACGAAACUGCAGUCCUCGGAUGGAAUAACUGAGCUGGCGGUAUAUUUUAAGUAAGUUACAUUGGUACAAAAACCGCUGCCGAAUGUAAGAAGAAAGAAAGUAGUUCACGUCAGUAUAAUAAGAUACAGUCUUCCUAAGAACAUCUUUUGUGUAAUAAAAUAAAAAACAAUUAGGUCUCUGCUGUUAAACGCUUUAAUAUAUUGCAGGAUGCAAAAACAUAUUCCAUCAGCUUUCGUGUGUAUAGACAUGUAAAAAAAUGUUAAACUUCGGUUUUUGCUUCAGAAUGUUCUAGAACAGAUUUCGGCAUAAAUUUUUUUGAAAAAUUCCAUUUCUAAAAUUUUUGGACUCAUCGCAAUACUGUCAUUUUUCUUCAAAAACUGGCUAACACCCAAAACUCAACCUGUAGCGAGG
Uloborus diversus is the source of this 6053-nucleotide messenger RNA. RefSeq lists its product as uncharacterized. The transcript is spliced from 23 exons. The record is from RefSeq and is a predicted model, not a curated record. Gene Ontology annotation, biological process: proteolysis. NCBI's taxonomy places the organism in Eukaryota, Metazoa, Arthropoda, Arachnida, Araneae, Uloboridae. Bases 53 to 4396 code for a protein of 1447 amino acids. Gene Ontology annotation, molecular function: serine-type endopeptidase activity.